Molecule: messenger RNA, 2878 nt
Organism: Tympanuchus pallidicinctus (lesser prairie-chicken)
Lineage: Eukaryota; Metazoa; Chordata; Aves; Galliformes; Phasianidae
Gene: PBX4
Product: PBX homeobox 4
Exons: 9
Coding region: 1201-2262 (353 amino acids)
Biological process (GO): regulation of transcription by RNA polymerase II; animal organ morphogenesis; eye development
Cellular component (GO): nucleus
Molecular function (GO): RNA polymerase II cis-regulatory region sequence-specific DNA binding; DNA-binding transcription factor activity, RNA polymerase II-specific
Source: RefSeq, a predicted model, not a curated record
GGGGGCUGUAGGGAUGGACCCCCACCCCUCUGGACCGUGGUAUGGCAAAGGGACCCCUUAUGUGGGGCUGUUCUGGGGAUAUGGGGCGGUUCGGUGGCGGUUCGGUGCUCCUGCAGCCCUAUGUCGUGAUUCAGCUGUGUUUUAUCAGGGCUAUCGCAAUAGGGUGAUGGGAGCUGGGGGCUGUGGGACUGGACCCCUGCCCCCCUCCCCCCCCUUUUUGAGACACAGCACUGUGGUGGGAGUUUGGGUCAGGGAUAUCAGUAUCGGUUCAAUGCUCCUGCAGCCCCAUGUUGUGACUCAGCUGUGUUUUAUCGGGACUAUCGCGAUAGGGAGCUGGGGGCUGUGGGGCUGGAUCCCCUCUGCUCCCUCUUUUUGAGACACGGCACUGUGGUGGGAGUUUGGGUUGUGAAUGUUGGUGCCGGUUCUGUGCUCCUGCAGCCCUGUUUCGUGAUUCAGAUGUGUUUUAUCGGGAAUGUCACGAUAGGGGACUAUGGGAUGAGAACUAGGGGGUGUGGGGCUGGACCGCCCUCCCCUCUGGGCCAUGGUACAGCGAUUGGAGUUUGGGUCAGGAAUAUGGGGUGAUUUGGUAUUGGUUCAGUUCUCCUAAAGCCCUGUGUUGUGACUCAGCUGUGUUCUGUCGGGACUAUCGCGAUAGGGUGAUGGGGAGACGGACGCUGUGGAGCUUGACCUCUACUCUGGGCCACGAUGGGAGUUUGGUUCGGGGUUUUGGGGCAGUUUGAUGCCAGUUCUGUGUUCCUGCAGCCCAGUGCUGUGACUCAGCUGUGUUCUGUCAGGGCUGUCGCGAUAGGGUGGGGGUUACUCAGCUGUGUUCUGGCAGGACUGUCGCGAUAGGGUGGGGGUUACUCAGCUGUGUUCUGGCAGGACUGUCGCGAUAGGGUGGGGGUUACCCAGCUGUGUUCUGGCAGGACUGUCGCGACAGGGUGGGGGUUACUCAGCUGUGUUCUGGCAGGACUGUCGCGAUAGGGUGGGGGUUACUCAGCUGUGUUCUGGCAGGACUGUCGCGACAGGGUGGCCCCAUGGUCUGGCUAGGGAUAUCCUUUGGUUCCAUACUGGUUCUGGCUUUGUCCCAUGUAGUUGUUAACUGUUCCAGGUUGCUUCCAGCUGUGUCCCAAUUUCCAUCUGUGUGUUCCGUAUGGUUUCCAGCUGUGUUCCAGGAAACACGCCCUGAACUGCCACAGGAUGAAGCCUGCUCUGUUCAGCGUGCUCUGCGAGAUCAAGGAGAAAACAGUGUUAAGUAUUCGUGGUAUUCAGGAAGAAGACCCCCCCGAUGCCCAACUAAUGAGACUAGAUAACAUGUUGCUGGCGGAGGGCGUCUCCGGCCCCGAGAAAAGAGGAAGAGGAGCACCGAUGGCUGUAGCAGCAACACCAGGUGGCUGUCCAAAUGACAAUAGCAUUGAGCACUCUGACUACAGGGCCAAGCUGUCACAGAUCCGACAGAUUUACCACUCUGAGCUAGAGAAAUAUGAACAGGCCUGCAGCGAGUUCACCACCCACGUCAUGAACCUGCUCAGGGAACAGAGCCGGACCAGACCCAUUUCUCCCAAAGAAAUCGAACGGAUGGUGAACAUCAUCCACGGCAAAUUCAGCACCAUCCAGAUGCAGCUGAAGCAGAGCACGUGCGAGGCGGUGAUGAUCCUCCGCUCGCGCUUCCUCGAUGCAAGACGUAAGCGGCGUAACUUCAGCAAGCAGGCAACAGAAGUGCUGAAUGAGUAUUUCUAUUCGCACCUGAGCAAUCCUUACCCCAGCGAAGAGGCCAAAGAGGAGCUGGCAAAGAAGGGUGGCAUCACCGUUUCGCAGGUUUCCAACUGGUUUGGUAACAAAAGGAUUCGGUACAAGAAGAACAUGGGGAAGUUCCAAGAAGAAGCCAACAUUUAUGCUGCGAAAACGGCAGUGGAUGCAACCAAUGUCGUGGCUCAGGGCAACCGGGCAAACUCCCCAUCGACACCAAAUUCGGCUUCCUCUGGCUCUUUUAAGAUGACCAAUUCCGGAGAUUCCUUCAUAAAUUUGCAGUCGUUGACCUCCUACCAGAGCUCCCCGGUGGGAGGCAAUGUGCAGUCACAGAUGGAUUCCUUGCACCAUGUCAUACACCAGGCAGGAAGAUACGACACCAUUGUGGGGAAUCCUUUGUACACGACGCAGCGCAUCGACGCGAAUGGCAGCUGGCAGGACGCGACCACCCCUUCAUCCAUCACCUCACCCGCCGGAGAUCCCGGCAGCGUUAAUUCCGACGCGUCCAAUUAAGUCGUUAGGACCCUACCGAUGAGAGGAAAGAGGUCAUUAGUGUAAUUUGUCAGUGUUGCUCUUUUCGCCAAUACUCUUAACGUGACACACAGCUAAUUACCUCAGCCAAACCCUGGAACCAAUAGAAGAUUGUGAUGAUGAUUACGACACCUCUCUACCUCUCAGCUGAGUUCUUUUUACUUAUUAUGGGAUGUGAAAUUGUUCUCGAAGAACUUGCUUCCUUCUUCCUAACCAAAUUUGGGGUUGGUUUUCUUUUUCUUUCUUUUUUUUUUUUUUUUUUUGUUUUUAAUAUCAAUUUUAUGGUAAGAAACUCAGUGUCUCUUCUAGAAGAAAACCAGGAAAAAAAAAAAAAAAAGGACUUAUUUUAAUUUCCACAAAGUUUUUUAUGACGAGAUUUGCGUUUGAGCUGAUAGAUGCUAACGAUUAACCCCUCGUAUUGUAACUGUAGGCGUUUAAACCCUCGCUGUUGUAAUUUUGUAGAGGAAAAUCAGCUUUUCUUACCCACGCUGAGCUCAUUGAGCAGAACGCGGCUUAAACCUCCUCCCCUCUCCCCCCUCCCCCCCCCCCCGUUUUUUGUGCAUUCCCACCGCUGUUAACACGUAAAGCCCUCCUCUUU